UUCAAUUAUUUCAAAUUGCCUUGCCCAUUCGAAAUUAGGGCUUAAGGUUUCGACAUUCAGCUGAGCAAGAUGAAGUCUCCAUUUAGAAAUCCUCCAUCCAUUCCACCUAUUUUUCUCCGUUGUUUCCCAAGCCCCAAAUGCCUUUGCUCUACGCCUCAACCACCAACUUCUCCUGAGAAAAUCCCCUCUGAUUCGCACUUUACCAGAAAACCCUUCUCAGAUUCCGAUUGCCCCAUUUCCAGUUCCAAUGAACCCCACCUGACAUCAUUCUCCACACAAGACGCCAGCUUGACCCAAUCACAUGUCAUAAACACUCUUCUCAGCCACAAAGACGAUCCCCCAUCGGCUUUGAAGUACUACCGUUCCAUCAAAAAGAAACGGGAUUUUGUCCAAAGCAUCGAUGCCUUUUGUGUUCUGCUUCACAUUUUGGUAAGAUCCUCCCAGACCUAUAAACAUGUUCAAUAUUUUCUCAAUGAUAAAUUUGGUUCAGACCAUUCAGGGCCUGCCCCACUUGCUUUCUUAGAUCACUUGAUUGAUACCACAAAAAGGUUUGAUUUUGAGUUGAAUUCCCGAGCUUUUAAUUACUUGUUGAAUGGUUAUGUUAGAUUCAAUAGGAUCGAUGAUGCCGUGGAUUGUUUUAAUGGAAUGAUUGAGCGCAAUGUAGUUCCUUGGGUUCCCUUUACGAAUAUUCUUUUAACAGCAUUGGUUAGGAGGAAUUUGAUGGAUAAAGCCAGGGAGUUGUAUGAGAAGAUGGUUUCCAUUGGAGUUGCAGGUGAUUGUUUUACAGUUUAUUUGAUGAUGCGUGCUUUCUUGAAAGAAGAGAAGCCUUUGGAAGCUGAGAAGUUUUUCAGGGAGGCCAAGGCUCAAGGGAUAGAACUUGAUGCUGCAGUUUAUAGUAUUGCGAUUCAGGCUGCUUGUCGGAAACCUGAUCUGAAUAUGGCUGGCGAGUUAUUGGGGGAAAUGAAGGAUAGGGGAUGGGUUCCUUCUGAGGGUACAUUUACAAUUGUUAUUGGGGCUUUUGUGAAACAGGGAAACUUGGCAGAGGCAUUGAGGCUCAAGGAUGAGAUGUUGAGUUCUGGGAAGCAGUUGAAUUUGGUGGUUGCGACUAGUUUAAUGAAGGGAUACUGCAAGCAAGGUGAUAUUGAUCAGGCUUUGAAUUUGUAUAACAAGAUUAAGGAGGAUGGGCUUGCGCCUAACCAGGUUACGUAUGCAGUUUUGAUUGAAGGGUGUUGUAAGAAUCAGAAUGUUAAAAAGGCGUAUGAACUUUAUGAAGAAAUGAAAAUCAUGGAUAUUCAACCUACUGUUUUUAAUGUGAAUUCCUUGAUUCGUGGAUUCUUAGAAGCUUCCUCACUGAAUGAGGCAUCUAAUUUGUUUGACGAGGCAAUUGAGUCUGGCAUUGCCAAUGUUUUUACAUAUAAUAUUUUCUUAAAUCAUUUCUCUAAGGAUGGUAAAGUGAAAGAAGCUUGCAGUUUAUGGCAGAGAAUGGUGGCUAAUGGUCAGGUACCUAGUAAUGUUUCUUAUAAUAACAUGAUUCUUGUCUACUGUAGAGCGGGGAAUAUGGAUAUGGCACAUACUGUAUUUUCAAAGAUGCUUGAACAGGGCCUUAAACCUAAUGCCAUCACAUAUUCAACAUUAAUUGAUGGGCAUUUCAGAAAAGGUGAUGCUGAACGGGCCUUAGACAUUUUUGAUGAAAUGAUAGGUGUGCAUAUUGUCCCCUCAGACUACACAUUCAACAUAAUGAUUAAUGGUUUGAGCAGAGUUGGUCGUACAUCUGAGACUAGGGAUAUGUUGAAGGUGUUUGUUGAAGGGGGUUUUGUCGCUACAUGUAUGACAUACAAUAGCAUCAUUAAUGGAUAUGUGAAGGAGGGUGCCAUGAACUCUGCCAUGGGAGUUUAUAAAGAAAUGCAUGAAAAUGGAAUUUCACCUAAUGUUGUAACGUACACUACCUUGGUGAAUGGAUUUUGCAAAAGCAAUAACAUGGAUCUUGCUCUGAAAAUGCAUCAUGAGAUGAAAAGAAAAGGUUUGCAAUUGGAUGUUACUGCAUUCAGUGCGCUCAUUGAAGGGUUCUGCAAGAAGCAAGACAUGGUCAGAGCAUGUGAACUUUUUUCUGAACUCCAACAAGUUGGGUUAUCUCCAAAUGAAUUUGUUUACAACAGCCUGAUUCGUGGGUUUAGGAAUGUAAAUAAUAUGGAAGCAGCUAAUGACUUGCACAAGAAAAUGAUAAAGGAGGGAGUUCCUUGUGAUAUACAAGUAUACACCACACUAAUGGAUGGAUUUUUGAGAGAGAGUAAAUUACACCUUGCAUCUAAUCUUUAUUCAGAGAUGCUGUCCAAGGGGAUUGUGCCUGAUAUGGUUACCUAUACUGUUCUGUUAAAUGGUCUUUGUAGUAAAGGACAUCUUGAGAAUGCUUACAAGGUUUUAGAAGAGAUGGAUAGAAAGGGCAUUACUCCUAACGUUCUUAUAUAUAAUGCUUUGAUUGCUGGAAACUUUAGGUACGGGAAUCUAGAAGAGGCUUUGAGAUUACAUAAUGAAAUGCUUGAUAGAGGUCUUGUACCUGAUGACGCUACUUAUGAUGUACUUGUAAAUGGAAAAGUCAAGGCCAAAGGUGAAGAUCUUUCUGGAGUUUCAAGCAAAGAGGAAGCCACCUGGUGUGGGGGCUUUGGUCGGUCUGGAGAUGCAAUUGUAUAGAUUGUUUUGGAUUUUGCUGUAGGUUCAUGGAUGGCUGCAUCAAACCUCCUGGGUCGUCUCAAGGUCAUUUGGGAUCGAUAUAGCAAGCAGCAAUCUUCUGAUGACUUGGUAAUAGUUCCUUCUCCUUGCAUGUUUCAUUCAGCUCUGAAAGCAAGGACAUAUGCUUCGGAGUUGUUUUGGGAAUUGUGAUGAGUUAACUUCUAGUCAAUGGAGAAAAAUUUAGGCAGGAAAGUGCAUGAAAUAAGUACUAGUCCGUUUGGUAGGGGAAGGUGAGUUGUGUGAUUUUAGGUGAGGCUGGGAUUUGGGGUUGGGAUAUAGUCAGAAAUUUAGACCUUUCGGCUGGUUAUCAAUUUUUCUUUCUCUUUCUCUUUCUUCAUACUCGUUAUUGAAUGUUUAUUUGCUAAUAAUACAGAGUUAGGGAAUAAUGAAGGCAGGUGAAGAAUUAAAGGCUUAUUAACUUAAACAAGUUAAAUUUACGUCUUUGGUGUGGUGUAAAUGUAAGAUGUAGUUACUUUGAUGAAUUUUUGUCAUUUUUUUUAAAUUCAAUCAUUCAAUCAUUUCUCCUUUCCAAAUAAAAA
Molecule: messenger RNA, 3266 nt
Organism: Gossypium raimondii (Peruvian cotton)
Lineage: Eukaryota; Viridiplantae; Streptophyta; Magnoliopsida; Malvales; Malvaceae
Product: pentatricopeptide repeat-containing protein At3g54980, mitochondrial
Exons: 1
Coding region: 70-2688 (872 amino acids)
Molecular function (GO): protein binding
Source: RefSeq, a predicted model, not a curated record